AGCCCCUUGAACACGUUGUAUAAGUCCUAUUAAUUAUUAUCCGUAGCUUUUUUUCUGUGUGAACACUUCAGUUGCUUUCCUGAAAAUGUAAGACUAUUCAGAAGCCUGGUACGACAAAACUAUUGGCAUUCAAUGAACGACCCAGGCCGCUGUCGGUAGCCGCAUUGUCUUGCAAAUGAAACCACAAAGUAAGCAAAAAAGGAUAAACAAAGCAUCAUGUUGUUUGAUUACUACCAGUGACACGCUAUCUAGGCCUAGAUAAUUCUAGCCACUUUCUGGAAAGCAGUCGAUUCUGCCUAUAUUUACAGUAUCAACAUGGAUUCGCUAAAAUUAGUGGACCUAGCAAAGUUGACUACCGUGUUGGCACAAGGUCUAAUCACUGGUACAGCCUACUACAUAACAAUGGUAGAAGUCCCAGCGAGAUUGGCCCUGGACAUGCCUUUAGCGGUAAAGAGCUGGAAACCGUGUUUUAAUGGCGCCAAAAAUUCCCAGAUUUUCUGGUCAACAUUCAGCAUGCUUGGUGGCUUCAUUGUUUAUUAUCUAGAGUAUGGAACACCAAAAGAAUGCAUCCUUUGGCCUAUUGCAUCAGCAAUGGUUGUUAGUAUAGUGCCAUAUACACUCAUUGGCAUGAUGCCAUUGAACAACCAACUGGUAGAAACACAGAAAUGCAUUGAAAAAGGUGAUCGCUGGAUUGAGGGCAGUCUAAAGAAAUGGGGAAGUCUCCAUGCAGUCCGUACUGUCAUCAAUCUGGGCGCAUUCGGACUUAUGUUAUAUGCUACAUUUAAAUCUACCAAGUAAACUUAAUAAAUAAACUACAUAUUUAGAUUUACAAAUAAGCUACCUGUUAUACUUUGCUUUAGCCAACCGUCCCGGUCCAUCCGGUUGGAACAAAUUUUUCAAUAUAUAAUUAGAUAUUGUUAUAAAAUCAAGAACUGCACAUGCACAAGAUUUACGUUAUUUUCCAAAUCAUCAAGAGACGUUGCACAUACUCAGGGAGGAAGCUAUCAGGGAGGGGGGUCUAGAGGGUUGUGUCACCCCCAGAUACUUCCAUGAGUUUGUCCGUAAAUUUUUAGUUUGUGCAAAAAUUCCCUGGUUUGUCGGUAAAAUAGUCUAUCGUUAGGUGAAAUAGCACCUAAAUUUCUCUUCAUCUAUGUCUUCGUCGGUAAAUUUUACUACUCAUGACCCUCCACCCCCUAGUCUGGAAGCUCAAGCUACGCCACUGCACAUACUAAAGCACUUUCCAAUGCUUGUAUUUUUAAAUAAAAGGAGAUUGCUUGAACCCCAUACAGUGUAUAUGAUGUUGAAUCUAGCAAUCUCCCUGCUUUUUUGAUUUUUUAAAUAAUUACAUCGACUUUUCACCAUCAGAUUGAUUUCCCUGCUAUUGUGAUGAAAUCGAUAAUGAACUUUAUGAUUGAUGAACUGGCACCAUUUCAGAAUUUCACUGGAAUUUUUAUCUUUUUUUCAAGAGAGUGAUGCUUGCUCUUACUCC
Molecule: messenger RNA, 1489 nt
Organism: Rhopilema esculentum
Lineage: Eukaryota; Metazoa; Cnidaria; Scyphozoa; Rhizostomeae; Rhizostomatidae
Source: RefSeq, a predicted model, not a curated record